CGUCACCGUUAAUGUCAAAUUCAAAGUCCAGCCCAUGCAGGUGAGUCCCUGUAAAACUGAGGUAAGUUUUAACUUUUCUAUGUGAGACGCUGGCCAAGCGGCAGUUAAAGGUCUACGCGCAGCCGUCAACAGCGACAGAAGGUCUUGGAUCAUGAAAACCUCCACCGAAGCUGUCAAGUCUGCAGCCAAAGAAUUUCUGCAGUUUGUCAACAAAGGAGCUUCUCCCUAUCAUGUGGUGGACGAGUGUCGGCGGCGUCUUUUGGCAGCGGGGUUUGUUGAACUGAAGGAAACGGAGCAAUGGGACAUCAAGCCAACUCACAAGUAUUUUGUGACCCGAAACUUCUCCAGCAUUAUUGCCUUCGCUGUUGGUGGUCUCUACCAUCCCGGUAAUGGCUUCUCCAUGAUCGGCGCCCACACUGACAGCCCUUGCCUGAGGGUGAAACCGCGCUCCCGCCGCAGCAAGCAGGGCUGUAUUCAGGUUGGCGUUGAAACUUACGGUGGUGGAAUCUGGGCCACCUGGUUUGACCGAGACCUAACCGUUGCUGGUAGAGUCAUUGUCAAAAAAGACGGUCGCCUCAUCCAACGUCUGGUUCACAUAUCUCGACCCAUCUUGAGGAUUCCCCAUCUUGCCAUUCAUCUUCAGAGGGAUGUCAAUGACUCAUUUGGACCCAACAAAGAGAACCACUUGGUUCCAAUCCUGGCCACAGUCGUCCAGGAAGAGCUGAACACAGGAGCUGCUUCUACUGGAGAGGCUUCAGCUGCUACGUGCACGGCUGAGAAACACCCGGCGGCUCUAGUGAAGCUUCUGUGCUCUGAGCUCGGCGUCCAACCUGAAGACCUGCUGGAUUUUGAACUUUGCCUGGCUGACACUCAACCAGCGGCACUGGGUGGAGUUUACGAAGAGUUCAUCUACUCGCCCCGUCUGGACAAUCUGCACAGCUGCUACUGCGCCCUGCAGGGACUGCUGGAAUCCUGCGCUGACGAGUCUCUGGCAAAAGAGCCCAACGUCCGCAUGAUCUCUCUCUACGAUAAUGAGGAGGUGGGGUCAGAGAGCGCUCAAGGGGCGCAGUCCAACCUGACGGAGCUCAUCCUCUCUCGCCUGUCCGCCUCCAGCGGUAGUCUCACUGCCUUCCAGCAGGCGGCGCCACGUUCCUUCAUGAUUAGCGCCGACAUGGCCCAUGCCGUUCACCCUAACUACCAGGACAAGCAUGAGGAGAAUCACCGACCAUUCUUCCACAAGGGUCCAGUGAUCAAGUUCAACAGUAAUCAACGCUACGCUACCACAGCGGUCACUGCCUCUGUGCUGCGCGAGGUCGCGCGGCAUGCUGAUGUUCCUCUGCAGGAUGUGUUGGUCCGAAAUGACAGCCCCUGCGGAACCACCAUUGGCCCGAUCCUAGCCGCCCGUCUGGGCAUCCCAGUGGUGGACGUGGGGUCUCCACAGCUCUCCAUGCACUCCAUCAGAGAAAUGUGCUGCACCUCUAGUGUGCUGCAGAGCAUCACUCUCUUCAAGAGCUUUUUCCAGAUGUUCCCAACAAUCCGGAAUGUUCUGGAAGUCGACUAAACCACAUCUGGAGAUGAUAGAAACAUGAAGACAAAUAAAAGUCAAAUAAAAAAUAAAUAAAAAUGUUUUAAA
This is a messenger RNA of Synchiropus splendidus (mandarinfish), 1633 nucleotides long. It is a transcript of the gene dnpep, whose product is annotated as aspartyl aminopeptidase. Gene Ontology annotation, molecular function: zinc ion binding; aminopeptidase activity. The record is from RefSeq and is a predicted model, not a curated record. Gene Ontology annotation, biological process: proteolysis. The transcript is spliced from 15 exons. Lineage: Eukaryota; Metazoa; Chordata; Actinopteri; Syngnathiformes; Callionymidae. Bases 152 to 1561 code for a protein of 469 amino acids.